GCGCUGCUAUCGUGACAUCCGUCGCGCUCUUCAUACGCAGUGAGAUGACGUAUUAGUAGAGGCGUGGCUAAAUAUGGGGAAAUUUGGAUUGCAGUUUAAAGCCACUUUGGAGAAUGUUACAAACGUGAGGCCGGUGGGGGAUGAUUUCCGCUGGUAUUUAAAGCUGAAGUGUGGGAACUGUGGUGAGGUUUCGGAUAAAUGGCAGUAUAUCACCUUACUGGACAGCAUGCCUUUGAAAGGGGGACGAGGGAGUGCUAGCAUGGUGCAGAAGUGCAAACUGUGUUCUCGGGAAAACUCCAUAGAUAUCCUGAGGGACACAAUUACACCUUACAAUGCAGAAGACAGCGAAAGGUUUAAGACAAUUGUCCAGUUUGAGUGUCGGGGUCUGGAACCAGUCGACUUUCAACCUCAGGCUGGUUUCGCCGCUGGUGGAGCAGAAACAUCCACCCAGUUCCCUGAAAUCAACCUGCAAGAGAAAGACUGGACGGACUACGAUGAGAAGGCCAGUGAGUCUGUGGGGAUCUAUGAGGUCACACAUCAAUUCAUCAAGUGCUGAAAAAUAAAGAGACUGAAAACAACUGACUGGUUACUGAAUAAAGAAUGAAGUUAUAAAAUGACUACACCACACACUUGUUAGUCAGUGAUGAUUGCCUGUUGCUAAUUGGUAAAAGGCUUAUUAAAUGCAAUAUGGAAAGUAAGUUUGAAUAUAAGAUACUACAAUAAUAAAGUGUGGGAUUAUUGGA
Messenger RNA from Carassius gibelio (silver crucian carp), 743 nucleotides. It is a transcript of the gene czib, whose product is annotated as CXXC motif containing zinc binding protein. NCBI's taxonomy places the organism in Eukaryota, Metazoa, Chordata, Actinopteri, Cypriniformes, Cyprinidae. The record is from RefSeq and is a predicted model, not a curated record. The transcript has 8 exons. Bases 74 to 556 code for a protein of 160 amino acids. Gene Ontology annotation, molecular function: zinc ion binding.